UCAUUCUAUAUAUCUUUAGAUUUUUAGGGAUUUUUUUUUUUUUUUUAUCGGGACAAUGGAGGUUAAUAAAUUGAGCUCUGAUGUGAAUGCUUCGAGGAAGAUAAUGGAAGCUGCAUUGGUUCAGACCAUUCUGGUUGCUGCUCAAAUGUCUAUUGCUCGCUUUCUAAUGCUGACGGCAUCUCUGCUGGGCGACGUUGAUGGGCUGCCAAACUUGGCUGGAAAAAGGUUUCCCAUGGACGAACUUCUUAGAGUGGAAAAGCCUGGGCCAGGGAACAAAGACGGAAGUGAUACAGAGGAUGAAGAAGAAGAAGAAGAAGAAGAAGAUGAAGAUGAAGAUGAAGAUGAUGAUGAUGAUCUGGAUGAUGAGGACUUAUCUGGUGAAGAAGGGGGAGAUGAUGACCAGGAUGAUGAUGAAGUGGAUCCCGAGGCUAAUGGCAAUGAAGGUAGUGAUGAUGAGGAGGAUGAUGAAGAUGAAGAUGAAGAUGAAGAUGACGGAGAUGAUGAUGAGGACGAUGAGGAAGAAGACGAGGAUAAGGAGGACUAGGAUCAAGCACCAGUGAAGAGGAAGAAAUGAAGUAGCAAUAGCUGUUUAUUCAACUUAUUUCUUUAGGUCGAGAAGAUUUAAUAGGGUGAGGAAGGUUUAGUUGGUCUGUCUUGAUAGAAUAGGGUAUUUGGCCACCCGAUUCAUGAACUUUUUUUUCAUUUGACAGAUUUAUGUGUUCCCUUUUAUGCAAUGAAUGGGGAUUCUUAACAACACUGUGUGGUUUUUAUGUGACAGUUGAGCUUAAUAUAGGAUGGUAGCCUAUCUACCUUGAGAGUCGAUUCUAA
Molecule: messenger RNA, 828 nt
Organism: Olea europaea var. sylvestris
Lineage: Eukaryota; Viridiplantae; Streptophyta; Magnoliopsida; Lamiales; Oleaceae
Product: nucleolin-like
Exons: 3
Coding region: 56-544 (162 amino acids)
Source: RefSeq, a predicted model, not a curated record